GCUGCUCAAUGCGUAUACAAUUGUGCAGUUAGGUUAUAGUUUUAUAAAUAAGCAUUCUUGUAGUUAAGUUGAUUAAUUGUAUCUUUGAAAGAUAUUCAAAUGUUUUAAAGUUUAAUAAAAGAACUUAAAUAAUUGAUUAAAAUGUCUGUUAAUGACGUGAAAGAUGUGAUUAUGAUAGACGACGACGAGUGUCAAGUCACAGAGGACGAUGAGAUAGCAGCUAUCAAUUAUGAGCUGCAACAAAUAGAGAGUGAAAUGCAGAAACUUCGAGAUCGCAAAAAGAUAUUAACCGAACGCAAAGAAAAACUGCGCGACGAUAUCCUUUUAAAAAAGAGUUUCUCGCUGUCCAAGAAAGACUGGAAUAAUGCAAAUUUUGAUUGGUCCGCAAGACUCCAAAAAACUUUAAAGGAUGUUUUUAAGAUAGAAAACUUGCGAGAAUUACAAUUACCAACUAUGAACGCUAUUAUGUCCAAGGAAGAUGUUAUCUUAAUCAUGCCUACAGGUGGUGGUAAAAGUUUGUGUUAUCAGUUGCCGGCUGUAAUCAGCAAGGGUAUAACGAUAGUGGUUUCGCCGUUGGUAUCAUUAAUGGAAGAUCAAUUGCAUGGAUUAAACAGGCUUAAUGUAAAAGCUACCAUGUUAUGCGCAAAGACUGAUAAAGAAAUCGUCAAGAUGACCAUGGACGCUCUCAUAAAUAAAAACUCCAAUCUUAAAUUGAUUUACGUAACGCCCGAGUACAUGGCGAAAUCUAAACGUUUUAUGAGCAAAGUGCAAAAAGCAUUUGAAUUAGGGAAUCUGGAACGUUUUGCCAUAGACGAAGUCCAUUGUUGCAGUCAAUGGGGUCACGAUUUCAGGCCGGAUUAUCAGUUUUUGACCACGCUGAAAUCCUUAUUCCCAGGCGUACCGAUUCUGGGUCUCACUGCCACGGCUCCCGCUAAAAUCAUCGUAGAUGUACAAAAGAUGCUGGACAUCAGUGGUUGCCUGGUCCUACGAGCUUCGUUCAACAGACCGAAUCUAUAUUACGAGGUUCGUCGCAAACCGGCGGAUAAGAAGCUCUGCCUCGAAAUGAUAGAAGGUCUGUUGAAGAAUCGAUUUAGCGGAAAAUCAGGUAUUAUUUACACAACCACGAUCAAAGAUGCCGAACAAUUGACCACGAAUUUAAGGGAAAAAGGCGUCAAAAUUGGAUGCUACCACGCGAUGCUCGAACCGGAAUACAGAUCGGAGGUUUACUCGAAAUGGAUAUCGGGCAAGUAUCAAGCGGUGGUCGCGACCAUCGCCUUCGGAUUGGGGAUCGACAAACCGGAUGUGCGAUUCGUGAUUCAUCAUUGCGUCUCGAAGUCGAUGGAGAACUUUUAUCAAGAAAGCGGUCGCGCGGGUAGAGACGGCAGGAAGGCGGUCUGUCUCGUGCUCUACAGAUUAGCGGAUGUAUUCAAACUGAGCACGAUGGUGUUUCAGGACAGAGUCGGACUGCAGAACCUGUACAAAGUGUUAUCGUACUGCCUGAAUCAAACGUCCUGCAGACGAAGCUUGAUAGCGACUCAUUUCGAAGAGAGCUGGAACGAAAGCGAUUGCGUUCAAAUGUGCGAUCAUUGCAGGAAGCCGGAAGUCAAGAAGGAAGUUGACGUAACGCAGUAUUGUAGACAGCUGUAUCAGAUUAUGACUAAGGCUGUGCAAAAUGAUACACGAUUGACCGCUUUGAAGCUCGUCGACGCUUGGUACGCUAAAGGUGCGUCAUCGCUCCGAGUGUCUGACGUGCCCGUGCCAAAGUUCACGAGAGAAACUGCCGAAGCUAUUAUAGGACACUUGCUGGUGAACGGUUACUUACAAGAGGAUUUUCACUUCUCCUCGUAUUCUACGAUAUCGUACCUCAAACGUGGACCUAAGUCGGGACUAGCUCUCAGCAACGAUCAUAAGAUACUCUUUAACUACGAACUGCACUAAACUUAAUGCGAUUGAUAG
Molecule: messenger RNA, 1956 nt
Organism: Linepithema humile (Argentine ant)
Lineage: Eukaryota; Metazoa; Arthropoda; Insecta; Hymenoptera; Formicidae
Product: ATP-dependent DNA helicase Q1-like
Biological process (GO): double-strand break repair via homologous recombination
Cellular component (GO): chromosome; cytoplasm
Molecular function (GO): nucleic acid binding; ATP binding; four-way junction helicase activity
Source: RefSeq, a predicted model, not a curated record